AUGGCAGCACAAAAUUCUCAAGGUAUCCAAAAAUUAUUGGAAGCUGAAAAAGAAGCUUCAAUGAUUGUUGAGAAAGCACGUCAAUAUCGUGUUGAUCGUUUAAAAGCUGCUAGAACUGAAGCAGCAAAAGAGAUUGAAGCCUUGAAAGAACAAAAAAAUCUAGAAUUUAAAGCAUUUGAAGCAGAGUUAGACGCAGAGACAGAAAUUAAAUUAGAAUCAAUCCAAAUGGCAUUUAAAGAUAAUAAGGAUUCUGUUAUAGAUAAAUUAUUAUCUACCAUUACAACUGUUCAACCAAAAGUUCAUAUGAAUUUCAAAAUUAAUGAAGAUUAA
Molecule: messenger RNA, 330 nt
Organism: Entrophospora candida
Lineage: Eukaryota; Fungi; Glomeromycota; Glomeromycetes; Entrophosporales; Entrophosporaceae
Source: the annotation of a GenBank genome assembly